AUGACUCCACAACCCUGCAUGCUCCUUGCCCCUGGCAUCCUUGAGUUCAUCUACCAUGAUGCUGAGAAUUGCUUCUUUUGUGACUCUCGGGACUGGAAAAGCCAUGGCAUUGAGAAUGUGAUCUCCCAGAGUGGUCCUGGCGGCAAAAAGACCUGGUGGCAAGCAGAGCGUGCGUUACUCAAGACAUCGAGCCUUCCACUGAGGGAGAGGUCAGGCCCAGAGGAAGAGCUCCUGUGUGUGACUAACCUCCGUGUGAACUUCAAAUUGCACGCACUGGGUGACAGGCCCCAGGGGGGCCUCAAGGGACACCGCUUCUACUACUAUGCCCUUGAGCUUGUGGUCCAAGGCAGCUGCCUGUGCCAUGGCCAUGCCUCUGCGUGCAGGCCUGCACCCAGGGUCCCACCCAACGUGGGAGGCGUGGUGCAUGGCCUUUGUGUCUGCUGCCACCACAGAGCUGGUACCCACGGUGAACGCUGCCAGGACCUGCACCAGGACCACCCAUGGCAGGCAGCAGAGCCUGGGCACCCCCAUGCCUGCCAGGCCAGCCCACUCCAUAUCCACCUUCCUUGUUCUGUUCCAGAAUGUGAGUGUCAUGGGCACGUCCGCAGUUGUCACUUUGACGUGGCCCUGUAUCUCGCAUCUGGCAAUGUGAGUGGAGGUGUGUGUGAUGCAUGUCAACACAACACAGCUGGGUGCUGCUGUGAGCUCUGCCAGCCCUUCUUCCACCGAGAUCCCAGGGAGGGUCCCUGCUCCCUUCACUCCUGCAAACCCUGUGACUGCAACCCUUUGGGUGCCCUGGAAAGGGGUUUGUGUGAUGCCCACACAGAUGAAACCUCGGGCCUCCUCUCUGGGCAGUAUCGCUGCAAAGUUCACGUGUGGAGCCAGCGCUGUGACUCCUCUGGCCUGGUCACUACGGCCUGAGCCUCUCGCAGUCAAAGGGCUGCCAGUGUGAGUGACCCUCAGAGUGGACCCCCACCCACAGGUCCUCCUCGCUCUGCCCCCAAUUACUGCCCUAAUAAUGCAUGCACCUACCUACCCCUGCAGCAGUCUCAUUAGCACCCUGACAGCCCUGUGCCUUCGCCUGCAGGUGCAAUCCCCGGGGCUGCGUCCCUGGCACUCAUGCCUGUGAUCUCUCCACUGGUGCCUAUCACUGCAAACGCUUUGUCUCUGGAUGGGACUGCAGCCGUUGUCUGAAGCCGUGCAGGAGUACACCAGGGUCUCCUCUCCACUUCUCAGCCAGAGGCAGAAGAGCAUUCAAGCCCUGGACUCACCCUCGCUUCUUCCUGCAAUGAGCAGUUCCAGCAUAUGGCCUUCCAGGCUCCUGACCCUCCUCUCUUUGCCCAGGUCUUCCUGUCCUUCCUCCACCCACCUACUCUCUCUUAUAGCCCAACUUCUGGGGUCUGAGUAGUGGCUCUCUAGGCUGUCGGCCCUGUGACUGUGACUUUGGGGGCGCCUACAGCAACAGGUACAAGGCAGGGACUGGGGGUCCAGGUCAAGGGACAAGAAUUGGGAGUUGACUCUGUCCUGUCCCCAUCCCUAUGCUGGCUCAGGUGUUCUGCAGGGGAGGGCCUCUGCCUCUACCGUCCCCACCUCCGUCUCCGCCACUGCCGUGAACGCUGGUCUGGGUGCUUCUGUGCUACCCUCGACCAGGCCACUGCUGAAGCUGAGCUUGGUCUGGGCCUCCAGCCUGCUGACCCCCAGCUGCCUGGAGCCCCCGAGCCUGCUCCUCCCCACUGUACACAAGCCCCAGGGACCUCCUCUGGUUGGCUGAGGCCCUGACUUCAGAGACAGCGUGUCCCUCAAUGUGCCUCCACCCUGCCAGGCCCCAAAGGAGCCCCUGCCCCUGCAUCAGGGAGCUGGCUGUACACUCUGGACUGGCUUUGCACGUGUGGUUGAUGGGGCUGGCCUCUCUCUUCUGGCACCCGUAGCGCCUUCUGCCCUGGCGUGUGACAUUGUCCUACGCUAUGAGACCCAGAGCUGUGUUUCUAUCCAGACUUUUCUGCUUUGAACCUGGAACACGCUACUCCAUGACCCUGCGGCUAUGGCAGACCAAGGGGGU
This is a messenger RNA of Physeter macrocephalus (sperm whale), 2059 nucleotides long. RefSeq names its product laminin subunit beta-2-like. Gene Ontology annotation, biological process: substrate adhesion-dependent cell spreading; tissue development; animal organ morphogenesis. NCBI's taxonomy places the organism in Eukaryota, Metazoa, Chordata, Mammalia, Artiodactyla, Physeteridae. The record is from RefSeq and is a predicted model, not a curated record. Gene Ontology annotation, cellular component: laminin trimer.